AAGUUAAAUCUGAAAUGAACGUUCUUGCAAUUAACCACUCACCAACUGAGCUUUCACGAUGUCGGGUCUACUCGUUUCUAGAUUGGUUCUCCUAGUCUGGUAUAUAUCAACUGUUAGUGCCUCCGACUCUACAUGUGGUUCCUGUGUGUCUAUGGUGGAUAUAUUUGCCAGCACCUAUAUCUCACCAUUAACUGCAGAGGAGUUUAAGGGGGUCUGGAGUACAGCUUGUCAUACGUUGAAGGGGGAUCAGAUGGAACAUUGUAUGAAUAUAAACAAUAAAUACAGCAAGGAUCUAUACGAUCACCUAACGAGUGAUGAAGGAGCAGCAAAGAUCUGUGCAGUGUUUGAUCAAUGCAAAAACGGAGACAAAAUUCAACUAGAUUAUACUUUCAGCUGUUCAGACUGUAAAAGUCAGGCAAAAACUUAUCAACAAAAUUUGAAAAAAUUUACUGAUUCUGCUCUGAAAAAGAAAAUGAACACGGUGAUCUGCAGUGGUCUUGCUAGUGGUAAGAUGGAGAACUGUAAAGAUCUAGUUGAUCAAUUCGUUCCUCUUCUAACAUUUGUUGCUAAAAAUAUGGAUUUGAGUUUUUUGUUCUGUACUGCAGUUAAUACCUGCCCUGCUACCUCCACCCUUCAAUCACAAAUGGUGAAAUUUUACACAGAAAAGAAAAGUGUCGGUACUGAUGACACCAGCUGUACGCAGUGCAAGGCAUAUGUAGCAUUAGGACGAAGCCUGAUUGAUCUGUCGGAUUCAGCAUUUGAUUCAUCAAAAGUUUGCAAAAGCAUUCCAUUGUUGGGAGAUAAAUGUACAGCUUUCUUUGACCUUUUUGGAGGAGUAGUUGUUGAUGCUAUCAAGAACAAACUUGAUGAUACUGCGAUUUGUACCUCUGUUCUUGGAUUCUGCGAUGGAUCAGCCCUUGAAUCUCCUGAGUUUGUUCUCAAAACUGAACCUAUAAUGGAGACUGAAGUCUUAGAUAUGGAAACCUACUCCAGUGAGAUGACCCCUGAGUGUAAGAAAUGCCUUGCUUCUGUUGAUCUGUUGAGAAGUCUUCUUGAUCUCACAGAUGCAGCUUUCGAUGCCUCAAUGGUCUGCAAACAGCUGCCUUUCAUUGGAUCAAAGUGCACUGAUUUUAUGUCUAAGUACGGAGAUAUCAUUUACAACAGUAUCAACAACAAGCUUAAUAGUACAGAGAUUUGUGAAACAGAACUUGGACUCUGUUCACCGGAGGAAACGGAUGAUUUUAAGUAUGCUGAGGAUACUGAGGAUACUGAUGAUACUGAUAAUAAGAUCUUUGCGUAUCCUGAAUCCAGGGCCAGAUUUUUCAGCCCUCUUCUUUACAGGAUGGCCUAAAUUCUAUAUCUUGGCUUGGUUUGAACAAAAACAGUUAUAAAGAAAUCUUUCAAAAUAAAAUUGUUAAUUGAGGA
Messenger RNA from Eurytemora carolleeae, 1425 nucleotides. RefSeq lists its product as uncharacterized. The record is from RefSeq and is a predicted model, not a curated record. Lineage: Eukaryota; Metazoa; Arthropoda; Copepoda; Calanoida; Temoridae. The coding region runs from base 59 to 1351 and encodes 430 amino acids. The transcript is spliced from 16 exons.